Molecule: messenger RNA, 1290 nt
Organism: Eimeria acervulina
Lineage: Eukaryota; Apicomplexa; Conoidasida; Eucoccidiorida; Eimeriidae
Exons: 6
Coding region: 1-1290 (429 amino acids)
Source: RefSeq, a predicted model, not a curated record
AUGAGGUAUGCGGCUGAGACGGCAAUCUACUCUGAAGGGCCCCCGCAUACCCUUGCAGCACAGAGGGGGCCCCCCUUGAUGGGGGCCCCCUGGGGGCCCUUUUUGCUGUCCCUUUGGGGCCCCUCCUGGGGGCCCCCCUUACAAUUCCAGUUGGGGGCCCCCGGGGCCCCCUGGACCCUGAGCUGUCUCUUCCCCUCACAGUUGUUUGCUGCCGUUGCGCUGCAGCAGCGAGCAGAGGCCGUUGCUGCUCUGAUAUAUUGCUUUGGCUCAAGGACAAGGGAGGGUCUCCCUGCAGCAACGGCAGCAGCAGUAGAAGCAGCAGAAGCAGCAGCUGCUGCUGCUGCUGGCGGUGUUGCUGGUGCUGUUGCUGCUAGGGUUGUAAGAGAAUACCCCUCACCCCCUGCGUGCAGGUCGCGAGAGCCAGAGGCCCCUGAGGUACAGCAGCAGCAGCAGCAGCAGCUGCUGCUGCUGCUGCUGCUCCACUUUAUCUCUAAGCCAGGGGCCCUUUGCUUGGUGCAGGCAGCAGCUGAAAGGGAGCAGCAAGGGCGCUGGGGAUCGUCUCCUCCCCGAUCGACUCCCACUGUCACUGUUUGCAUGCAGUGGGCUGUGGGGCCCCUGGAGGCCCUCAUCCUUUCUAAGGCCUCACGCCUCAGAGAAUUUCUUGCCUUCAUCGGCAGAAGACUGCAGCGCGCCAGAAGGGCAGCAGAGAGUCGCCUGCAGCAGCAGCAGCAGCAGCAGCAGCAUCAUCAGCAGCAGCAACAGCAGCAGAGGAUGCACAGCAGUUGUGCUGCUCUCGAGGCAGUGCUCGCAACCCUAGACUACUUGGGAGACCUUCAACAGCAGCAGCAACAGCAGCAGCGGCAGCAGCAGCAACAGCAACAGCGGCAGCAGCAGCAUCAGCAGGAACAGGAAUGGGUGCAGCAUCAGCAGCAACUUCAGCAGCAGCAGCACAGCGGCAGCAGCACAUCGAGAGAACAUCUGCUGCAAUGGCAGCUGGGGCAGCUUCAGCAGCAGCAGGAGCAACAGCAGCAGCGGUUGGAGCCUCAGCAGCAACACUCCGAUGUUGCUGCUGCAGCGGCAGGAGCAAUACGAACUGGAGUAGUAGCAGCAGCAGCAGCAGAGGAGCAGCAGCAAGAGAGGAAGCAGCAGCAGCAGCAGCAGCAGCAGCAUAAAGAGUUAAAGAGUACAUCUGCCGGCCUGCGUGUCUUUGGUGGGGGGGCCUCUCGUUGUGUUUGUGCUUGGCUAGCUGGGGUGUAUGUCCAGCUAGCCAUCCACGUGUGCCCUCUGUAG